AUGAAAAAGUACCGCCCCGGCCGGCUGCCCGCUUCGCCCGUGCCCAAAACCACCGUGGCAGGGUUCCAACCCAGAAGCCCCCUAGAAGACUUGGCAUGGUUCCAACCCAAAGGUUACUUAGGCCCUGAUCUGACGACCUCUACAUACACAGACGGCAUCGACUAUGGUGACAGUGGAACGUGCAAUUACACCCAGCAUUCUGCCACCUUCCUCCCGAUCCUGUACAGCACAUACUUCCUGUUUGGGUUGCUAGGCAAUGGCUUGGUUGUCUGGGUGAUAAUGAGCGGGGAGCAGCUGCGGAGCAUGACGGACGUGUGUCUGCUCAACCUGGCACUGGCGGACCUGCUACUGGUCAUCUCGCUGCCCUUCUUGGCUCACCAGGCCCGGGACCAUUGGGUAUUCGGGGAUGCCAUGUGUAAGCUGGUCCUCGGGGUGUACUACGUGGGCUAUUACAGUGGCAUCUUCUUCAUCACGCUCAUGGCCGUGGAUCGGUACCUGGCGGUUGUACACGCCGUGCACGCCCUCCGAAUCCGCACACGCACUUAUGGAAUUAUCGCCAGCAUAGUCGUCUGGAUAGCCAGCAUCUUAUCGUCGUUCCCUGAAGUGACAGCUCUGAAGUUGAGCGCAGGAGAUCGGCCGAACUGCUACAGAGACUACCAAGGUGAAGACCACCUGCGCUCUGUCAUCUUCUUUAAGAUGAACAUCCUGGGUUUCGUGGUCCCACUGGCCAUCCUGUUCUUCUGCUACACCCGGAUCCUGCUGAAGCUCUUGCACAGCCGCUCGCGUAAAGGCCAGGCGGUGCGCCUCAUCGUUGUGGUGAUGGUCGUCUUCCUGUGCUGCUGGGCGCCCUACAACAUCACGCUGUUUUUCUGGGGGCUGCACACCCAUGAUUUCUUCAGCGACUGUGACUCCAGCAAGUCCCUGCUCCUUAGCCUGCAGAUCACCGAGGGGAUGGCGUACACCCACUGCUGCCUCAACCCUGUGCUCUAUGUGUUUGUGGGUGAGAAGUUCAGGAGGCGCUUCCUGCGGCUCCUCAGCAAGAGCCCUUGUGUCAGGUGUGGCUUCGUCAAGGCUUACCUCACCACAGCCAGCGGUUCUGUCUACUCCCGCGCCAGCAGUAUGGAGGAGCGCUCCACCCAAAUUUGUGCCAAUUGUGCUCCUGUUACCCUCAGCCCUGAUCUGACAACCUCUACAUACAUACACGUCACAACCGACUAUUAUGAAGACUUCACAUUCGACUAUAGUGAGGUGGCACAGAGUGAAACGUGCAAUUACACCCAGCAUUCUGCCACCUACCUCCCGAUCCUGUAUAGCACAUACUUCCUGUUUGGGUUGCUAGGCAAUGGCUUGGUUGUCUGGGUGAUAAUGGGGGGGGCGCAGCUGCGGAGCAUGACGGACGUGUGUCUGCUCAACCUGGCGCUGGCGGACCUGCUACUGGUCAUCUCGCUGCCCUUCUUGGCUCACCAGGCCCGGGACCAUUGGUGGCAUACAGUCUUCAUCACGCUCAUGGCCGUAGAUCGGUACCUGGCGGUUGUACACGCUGUGCACGCCCUCCGAAUCCGCACACGCACUUAUGGAAUUAUCGCCAGCAUAGUCGUGUGGAUAGCCAGCAUCUUGUCGUUGUUCCCUGAAGUGACAGCUCUGAAGUCGAGCGCAGGAGAUCGGCCCAACUGCUACAGAGACUACCAAGGCAAAGACCACCUGCGCUCUGUCAGCUUCUUUAAGAUGAACAUCCUGGGUUUCGUGGUCCCACUGGCCAUCCUGUUCUUCUGCUACACCCAGAUCCUGCUGAAGCUCUUGCACAGCCGCUCGCGUAAAGUCCAGGCGGUGCGCCUCAUCGUUGUGGUGAUGGUCGUCUUCCUGUGCUGCUGGGCGCCCUACAACGCCACGCUGUUUUUCUGGGGGCUGCACAACCAGGGCUUCUUCAGCGACUGUGACUCCAGCAAGUCCCUGCUCCUGAGCCUGCAGAUCACCGAGGUGAUGGCGUACACCCACUGCUGCCUCAACCCUGUGCUCUAUGUGUUUGUGGGUGAGAAGUUCAGGAGGCGCUUCCUGCGGCUCCUCAGCAAGAGCCCUUGUGUCAGGUGUGGCUUCGUCAAGGCUUACCUCACCACAGCCAGUGGUUCUGUCUACUCCCGCGCCCGCAGUAUGGAGGAGCGCUCCACCCAAAUUUGACACCCAAUUUGAUACCCAUGUCCACACAGAGGCACAAAACACACAAACAUAUCACUAUGUACAUACACCUGCAUUCAGUUAUGCACAUACAUGUACACAUCCACUCCAACAAUAGAUGCAUAAAUACAUAUCUGCAUAAUGCAUAUGCACUUGCAUGC
Messenger RNA from Clupea harengus (Atlantic herring), 2333 nucleotides. RefSeq lists its product as uncharacterized. Gene Ontology annotation, biological process: calcium-mediated signaling; G protein-coupled receptor signaling pathway; positive regulation of cytosolic calcium ion concentration. Lineage: Eukaryota; Metazoa; Chordata; Actinopteri; Clupeiformes; Clupeidae. Bases 1 to 2175 code for a protein of 724 amino acids. The record is from RefSeq and is a predicted model, not a curated record. Gene Ontology annotation, molecular function: C-C chemokine receptor activity; C-C chemokine binding. Gene Ontology annotation, cellular component: external side of plasma membrane; membrane. The transcript is spliced from 4 exons.